This is a messenger RNA of Drosophila elegans, 5923 nucleotides long. Its product is annotated as serine-rich adhesin for platelets. NCBI's taxonomy places the organism in Eukaryota, Metazoa, Arthropoda, Insecta, Diptera, Drosophilidae. The record is from RefSeq and is a predicted model, not a curated record. The coding region runs from base 3534 to 5801 and encodes 755 amino acids. Gene Ontology annotation, molecular function: protein binding; RNA polymerase II cis-regulatory region sequence-specific DNA binding; DNA-binding transcription factor activity, RNA polymerase II-specific. Gene Ontology annotation, biological process: regulation of transcription by RNA polymerase II. The transcript is spliced from 2 exons.
UGAGUGAGUGUGUGUGUGUGUAAUGUUGCUGCUUUUGCUGCUGUUGCUGUUGCUGUUGUUGUCCUGUUGAUGUUGCCGCUUCGAUUUGGUUUUCCGGUUGUCAGGCAAUUUGCCAACUUACUGCAAAGAUCAGCACAAAGUGUAACCCACACACAAAGAGAGGGCAAAAGUGACACGGCAAGGAAAUCUUUGCGCUUCUUUUUCCAACGUUUCAUUAAUUGAAUUGAUUUGCAUGGCAACUGACUGCAAGUGGCACAAUUCCACCAUGCAACAAUAUGCAAAUGCAGUGGCUCAUCGAAAUAAUUGAUAUACAAGUCUAUCGCAUGUAUUUACAUUUUACAUCGAUUAGCCAACAUUCAAAACCGAUAAUUUUGUCUUCCAGAUAUGACAAUCAUAUUGGAAUGAUGCAUUCAAAUAGUUAUUUAAACAUUAUGAAAAUGGCCAUUUUGUUGAUUAACCAAUCAGAGGUUUUAUUAUUAUUUUAAAUAAGAGCGAUUACGAUUUGCGUCACUGGUUAUUUAUUUAUUUAAGUUUGCUGCUUACGACAAAUUUAACGCUUAAGCAUUUUAUGCACAUACAGCAUCGAAAAGUUGAAAGUAUUUACAACACCUACACAUUUGUAAAACAUGGCGAUUAUAAAAGAUUUUAAUACAACCCGUUAAACCAUACAUCAAACAGUUAAUAAAAACACUUUUUAAUUGAGAGCAAGAGAAUAUUCAACUGGAUUCAAAUGAAAAGCGAUCAGAAGAUCGAUAGUCAUUGAAUAAGAAACGACUUUGAUUUCCAGCUACAUAUGAAUAAUUGAAAAAUUGAAAAACCUCAAAAAAAAAAAGGAGACAUCACAUAUAUAUGUAUAAGGAUGCGGAUUCAGGACACGGGCUUAAUGCAACGUUUAAAAUGUGGCAGAUUGACGACGCGACGUCAGAAGAGCGCUUCUGCAUUUCCAAUUUUUCAAUUUUCCACUUUUUUAAACACAUUGUUUUUCCAUACAUUUGUUGCUACCGAUGUGCGCUACUGGUGCCAAUUUAUGAAAUUUAUUUUUUGCCUACGUUGUGAUUAUUUAUUCAAAAAGUUGGCCUCGGCCAGCGUCUGGUGGUCCUACCCACCCCCUCCCCCGCUCCCUUUGCCCCUCCUGUCCUUGCAGAUAUCCUGCAGUCAGGACUCUCGCCAUCUCUCUUGUUGUAAUUGCAAUUGUUGUCUGUGGGGGUGGGGUAAAUAAAUUAAUAACACAAUUUAUGCAUGACGCACAUUUAUAAUUACAUUUGGAAAUAAUUUAAUUAAAAUUGUUAACGCUUGAUUGAAGUUAAAUCGAAUCGGACAAGACGGACAGCGGCAGGUAGUGAGUGCGAGAGAGAGAGAGAGAGAGAGAGAGAGAGAGAGAGAGAGAAAGAGCGAGUCCUUACAAAAGUGACUUAAUUAAAUUAGCCCAUCAAUAAGGGACAUAAUAUAAUAAAAUGCCAACAAACUGACCAAUUGCCAUAUCGGUCAACCGAAAUCAGUCCUCCUCGCAGAGGUUCUGGUAUUUGAAAAGUGUUUCAGGUACACGGAAAAAGGACAUUCAUUUGCCAGGUGGAAAAAGGACAGGAAUGUUAGUUGGUUACUCAAAUAAACCGAUCAGCAGUAACGGUAAUUAAAAGCCAACCAAAUGACCAAAUAAGCCACACAAAAAAAAACCAAAAAAAAAAUAAAAAAAAAAAUUGGUCAACGACAACUGUGUAUGCUGAUGGAAAUCUUAGAAAAAUAAUACAAAGAAAUCGAGUUGCAAAGACUCAAAGCUGAAAAUACUCUAUAAAUGCAUGCAUUGGAUUACAAAAAAUAAAAAAAAAAUUGCCAUAAAUUGGCAUAAAAAUAAUACAAUGAUUUUGAAUUGAUGUCACAUAUUUUUAGGGCAACAAAAAAUAGAUUUCGAAUUUCAGAGCGCACUCAACUAUGCCGUAAUCCCCCCAAUUAAUUCCAGGGUAUUUCUUUGGGUAAACGCUAAUAGCUGAUUGGGAAUUCGAACUGCAAGACCACAAAACAACUCACACAUUUACAGGUGCAGAUAAGGCAAAAGCACACACUCGCAUUUGUGAGCAGUAAACCAACAUGGCAAACGCACACACAGAUACAAGCUAUGUGUAAAUAAGUGUUGGUUAUGCCCACAAAUCAAUUAAGUCGAUUGGGCCAACAUUUUCGGCUGGUAACACACACUCACACACACACACACACACACACUCGCACACACACACUCGCACACACACACACAUGCACAAGAAAAUUGGUAAAGAGUUGUUAAGCGCCCAAAAUGACACAUGCGAAAGUGGAGAAGAGGACUCAAAGGAACCGCGAAGCUGAAUUCCGCCACUGCAAUCGGGCCAAAAUGCAGGAGACAGAAAAAAAAAGGAAAAAGGAGGAGUGAGGGAAAAGGUGGAAAAACCCCGAAAUUAACCCCAAAUGUAGGCAAGAACAAGCUAUCUUAAAUAUUGGCUAAUUUAUAUAAAAACCAACUAGCAGUUGGAAAAGCAAAUCAAAUCAACAAGACCAACAACAACUAUUCAGCUUCCGGUCAGAGUUGUCAACUUUGCUAAACAUAUCUUCAAAUAUCUGUAAAAUAUCACUUGCAUAAUAUUUCAAUAUUUUCAGCUUCCGGCCAGAGUUGCUAACUUUUUUGUGCAACAAACAAUUGGUAAACAUAUCUUCAAAUAUCUCUGAAAUAUCACUUUUUCACAAGCGUAUGUUAAAAGUACAUUAAAAUGGGUUUUUACUAACUGGGUAUACUGAUAAUAUUUCAAUAUUUUCAGCUUCCGGCCAGUGUUGUCAACUUUUUAAAACGCGCAAAUUGCUAAACAUAUUUUCAAAUAUUUUUGAUAAAUAGCCCCACUGACUGACUAAAUCAAUUGGAUAGAUAAAUCAAUUUCAUGAUAUUUACAAAUUAUUUAUUGAAUUGUUUUGGACUAGUGUUCGAAGUAUUGAUUGUUAAAAGAAAUUGGACUGAAAAAUGUUUUCCCUAAUUACUUGAUAGUUUGAAAACAACCGUAAAAUUUGAAAACUCGUCUACUCGACGUUGUAAGUCUAGAAAAUAUUUAAUAUUUAAUUAAGAUAUUAUACUUAGGUUGAAAAUUCUUAGCUAAUUCCCUAGAAACUCCUUGAAAACUCGACUACAAGACAAUCUUUAUGUCCAGAAAACAUUUUAUAUGUUAAUAAUAAGACUAUUUUUUGGGCGGCUUUAAAAGAGCCAGUGUGUCGGCUCGGGCGACGAGUGGAAACGAAUCCUCGUCGGCCGAAGGACAAUGCCGAGCGUGGCACGUUGCUUUGGCUGCCGGGGCGUAUAAAUACCGGAGACGCACGGCCGUCGACCAUCAGUUAUCCAGCCGAUUUCCCCUUGGAAACGCGACGUGCAACGUAUUACGUCGUGCUCCUUACGUUCGUCCUUUGUCGAAAAUCUCGAAGCGGAAUAAGAGCUAGCAACGUUUUUUGUUUUGUUUGUUUCGUUUGUUUCGUUUGUUUGUUUGUUUGUUAUUGUGCCCCAGCAGACAGAGCACCACGUGUGUGCAAUGUUCACCAAUUGGCUGACGGGCAGCAGCAGCAGCAGCAGCAACAGUAGCGGCACGCCGGCCACUCGCUCCUCAACGUCCGGCGUAGUUAGUGCCUCUGCUUUGGUGAUGAGCUCGCCACCGGAUGUGAUCCUGGAGGUCGGUCCCGCGCCCACCAGUGUGCGAUUCGUGGCCCACUCGUUGGUGCUGGGCAUGCAUAGUGGUUACCUGCGAUCCGCCAUCCGAUUGGAUGAGGCAGCAGCUGCGGCACCACAAGCCACAAACUCCAAUCCAUCGGCCACCACGGCAACGGGUGAACUAUUACUAUAUCUGAGCAAUGUCACCGCCGAUCAAUUUGCCCCGCUGCUCACGUAUAUGUAUACGGGAUAUCUGGACCUGACCGUCGACAAUAUCUUUGCCGUUCUGCUGGCCACCCAUGUACUGCAUAUGCCAAGAGCUUUGGAAAUCUGCCGCUCCUUUUUGGCGCGAGCUCAAACGGAGGGCUACUUGAACGGCAAUCCCGCCCAGCUUUGUCCAGUGGCCAGCAUUCCAGCCAAGGUCAUCCGGCCGAUACCCAGCAAGGCCACCCUGCCGAAUUUCGGUUUCCUGCCCAUGCCAACUACUGCUCCUCCUCCCCCACCUCCUCCUCCUCCACCUCCACCUCCGCCUUCUGAUCCAGCUCCAGUUCCAACUCCUUCUUCGCAUCCAGCUCAAAGUACAGCGCUUAGUUCGUUUGGCGCUGGCACAUCGCUUAUGGACGAACCCACAACCAUUCGCGUUAACGACGAAGAAGAGGAUGAGGAUGUGGAGGUCUUUAUAGACAGCAAUACAGUGACGGAUAACGAGGCCGAUCCCGAACCGGAUGUCGACAUGGACUGCAAUGUUUCGGUGGUUAGUUCCCUGGCCGGAAGCAGUGCCGGCAGCCUAAACAUCGAGCGUCUGGAUGUGAAGCCAUCAACUCCAAUACCUGCUGCUAUUGCUGUUGCUGUUGGCGUUGCUCCAUCCGUAAACAUUCCAUCCACGGCCAAAUCGCAAUCUCAGAAUCUGCAGCCCAAACUGCACAACUCGAAAAGGGAAGCAAUGCCAAAGGGAAGGGGUAACAAAGGCACCGCGACAAGAUCGAGAAAAUCCAGUGGUCUGCAGGUGGCCAAGGCUCCGGUGCCGGCUGCCCAAUUGGAAAUGGCCAAUGCCCAAUCGAUGACACCCUCGAAAUUCAUCAUCGAUGUGGCCAGUUGCGAUGGACCGGUGAGAUUUCGCCGAAUUCUAAACACAGCCUAUGGCCAUAAGCCCGAGGACUUGACAUCACUAGCCGGCGAGGGAGCAGGCGGUAGAGGAGCAGCUGAUGCUGCAGGAUCAUCGGCGGGUGAGCAACAUCGCAGCCAGCAGAGCGUUAGCUAUUCGUUUCACCAGCAAAUGGCCAGAGCCAUAAGCAGUCAGCAGCGACAGCAGAGCCACCAGCAGAGCCACCAGCAGCAGCAGCAGCAACAGGAGGAGUGUGAAAAUAGUGGUGAUGCCAUGAAAACAACAGCUGGCAAACAACGGCUGGCCACAGGAGCCACUUCAUCAGCGUCCACCGCAUCGGGUGGCGGCGGCAAUGCAACAACAACAACAACAACAACGACGACAACAGCAACGGGCAAUGGGAAUAGAAGACAGCAGGCAGGCACAGGAUCAUCGACUUCGAUCAGUGGCAAUCACGAAGUAUAUGUAUGCGUGUAUUGCAAGCAUACAUUUAAAUCGCAAUAUUGUUAUCAAAAACAUGCCAAGCGCCAUUUGAAUCCCCUCAGUUUGACCACGACGGACAAGAAAUUGCUCGUCGAACCGCUAACUUUGUUGGCCAGCAGCAGUAAUGGUCUGGAAACGGAUAGCCAACUGAUUGGAGGUCAAAGUGCAACGGCAACGUUGAUCGGUGGAGGAGGAGGAGGAGGAGGUGGAGCAACGACAAUUGCAACAGGAGGAGCAACAUCGGCGGCAUUGCUGCGGCGUGAAGUGCGACCACUUGACAUGAAUGUGCAAUAUUAUCCAUGCAAAACCUGUGGCAGCAAAUUCCCCAGCUACUAUUUCGUGCACAAGCAUCGCAAAAUGUGCCAUGCUGAUGAAAUCGAAGCAACUGCCACCAGCAACACGAGCAAUACGAGCAACACUAGCAACACGAGCAACAACAGCAGCAGCAACAUCAGCAGUAGCAGCAGCAGCAGCAGCUACGGCAGCAACGGCAACACGAAACGCGAGACAGCAGCAGCAACAACUGUCGAGGAUCAGACACCGCAGCAGCAACAUCAACAAUAAUCCUAAGAUUUAUGGCAACGCACUCAAAGCUAAAUCAAAGCAACGAAAUCUACGAAUUUAUAUACACCAAAAUCACAACACACAAACACACACAAGCUAAAUGUGUUUUUUUUUUUUUUUUG